Messenger RNA from Cercopithifilaria johnstoni, 1332 nucleotides. The record is from the annotation of a GenBank genome assembly. NCBI's taxonomy places the organism in Eukaryota, Metazoa, Nematoda, Chromadorea, Rhabditida, Onchocercidae.
AUGACGAGUGAAGUGGAUUGUCGUCGUGGUGCUCACGUUAAUCCAGAUAUUUUCAAGCUUGAAAAUAAGCCUAAGAAUAUAUUAUGUCAUGAAAUCGGUGCAGGUUCUCGUUGUUUAAAGUGUGAUUGUCCGGGCCUCGAUUUACACUAUUGGAGGAAAAUGUGUAAAGUAUGUUCCUGCAGGAUGGACGAUCACGAUGUAAUAUUACCAAAAAACAUGGAUCAUGGCCAAAUAGUGAUAGGUCGUUUGUUUGAUUUCAUACCCGAGUUUGAGAGCAAGUUACGUUUACAUCCCCCGUCACCUUCAUUACCGAACUCAAAAAAAGCUUAUCAUGUUCCUAAUACUAAAUUGGAGAAAAUUCUGGAAUCAAUGUACAAUGUGAGACUUGAAGAUACUAAAGAGAAAAACAAAAUGUCAGAAUAUACAUGGGUUCCAACAACUGACAGAGCAUUAGCUGAGAAAUACUUCAGUGCUCUUCCAGAAAGCGAACGUCCUAUCGCUGACACUGAGGGUGCCUUAUAUCGGCGUCACAAAUUGCAGCAUCAGUUACCGCAUCAUGAUUCUGACGCAUCUGCUGCGAAGUCUCUAAAGACUGAAUUGGAUAGGAAGGAACACGCGAAGUAUGUAAAUACCGUAAAAGAAAAGAUUGUUGGUGUUGGUAGAUUGAUUGAAUUCUCUGAAAUGAAUACAUUAAAUGACAGUUGGAAAACUGCAGAACCUGGAUCGCAUGGUGUUGGAAGCACUGGCUUGCAAGACAAUUAUGGGGAGUGUCAGUUUUGCCAUAAGAAUUUACAAGUUGGAGAGGUCGCUGUUGUGACAGAUCACGGAUCACCAAAUGAAAUGUGGCAUGUCAACUGCUUCAAGUGCCAUAUUUGCAAUCAGAGACUUGUGGACCUUCUCUAUUUUUAUAAGAACGGUGUUUAUUAUUGCGGCCGUCACUUCGGAGAUUCUGUUUAUCCAAGAUGUUCCGGUUGUGAUGAGCUUAUUUUCUCGAAAGAGUAUACUUUUGCCGAGGAUAAAAGCUGGCACUUGGAUCAUUUUUGCUGUUUUGGAUGCGAUAUGCAACUCGGUGGCCAUCGUUAUAUGAUGAAAGAUGAGCAACCUUACUGCUUCAAUUGCUAUAUGGAAAGACAUGCUAAGACUUGUCGAUUUUGCCUUAUCAAAAUAGCGCCUGAUCAACAGCGGAUUUCAUUGAAAGACCUACACUGGCAUGCUGGAGACGAUUGUUUCCGAUGCAGAUACUGCAGCAAGGUGUUGCUGAAUCAGAGGUUCAUUGUCAAAAAUGAGGAAGUUUUUUGCAGUUCGGAAUGCAAAAGAAGUUUCUUGGCUUGA